AUGGCAGGCUUCCAACUACUCCUUCUUUUGGGGGCGGACACUUGAAGAUGGAAUUCUGUAUCGGUUGGGAACAUUUAAACCAUAUGGCAAGACUGUUCACAUGAACGAGAUACACAUAAUGGAUCAUCGACCUCUUCCGGAAAGAUUCGACUCUCGAGAGAAGUGGCCGGGAAUGAUUCAAGAAAUCAACGACCAAGGUGACUGUGGCUCCUCGUGGGCCUUCUCAACUGCAGCUCUAGCAUCUGAUCGAUGGAGUAUCCAGUCAAAAGGCCGAGUGACAGUAGCACUGUCACCUCAGCAGCUUAUCUCUUGUAACUCUAGAGGGCAAAAAGGGUGUAAAGGAGGGCACACAGACAGAGCCUGGUGGUUCAUGAGGAAGCAGGGGCUGACAUCAGAGCAGUGCUAUCCUUAUACAAGUGGACAGACUGGUCAGAAAGGCCAGUGUAGGAUUUCUUAUGGCCGACAUAGAAAUGGACUCGUCCAGUGCCCUUCAGGUACCCAGGAAGAACAUUACAAGACAACUCCACCUUAUCGGCUAAGCCAGUCAGUAAGGAGAUGUCUUAUUUAUAUCUUUU
Messenger RNA from Limulus polyphemus (Atlantic horseshoe crab), 575 nucleotides. RefSeq lists its product as uncharacterized. NCBI's taxonomy places the organism in Eukaryota, Metazoa, Arthropoda, Merostomata, Xiphosura, Limulidae. The record is from RefSeq and is a predicted model, not a curated record. The transcript is spliced from 4 exons. Gene Ontology annotation, molecular function: cysteine-type peptidase activity. The annotation marks the transcript as partial. Gene Ontology annotation, biological process: proteolysis. Gene Ontology annotation, cellular component: lysosome.